This is a messenger RNA of Pseudomassariella vexata, 942 nucleotides long. RefSeq lists its product as uncharacterized. The coding region runs from base 139 to 537 and encodes 132 amino acids. Lineage: Eukaryota; Fungi; Ascomycota; Sordariomycetes; Amphisphaeriales; Pseudomassariaceae. The transcript is spliced from 3 exons. The record is from RefSeq and is a predicted model, not a curated record.
UCUUCAAAUCAAGCGCUUGAUACCCUUCAGUCUGUUUUGUUUAUUCAAAGCUGUAGAGAAAAGCCUGUCGUCUUGUUUCGUCAUUUCCUUUCCUUAAUCCGCUCUCCCCCGCAAACGAGACCAUCCAGAGAAGACAACAUGACGAGCCCCGAAGUUUCUCACGGCCGUGGCGGCGCAGGGAACAUCAACCCCGACGACACCAAAUACGUCGAUGGCGAGAUUGUGCGCGAGGGCACCCCAGGCAGCCACGGCGACGGGGCUUUUAGCACCGGCCGAGGAGGCGGCGGCAACAUCGGCGACGCAGGGAAGCCCGCCUCCGUGCGCCACGACAAGGACGUGGUCCCCGAAGCGGCACAGCUGCCACCCCAGAACGUCGACCGCCAUGUCGGCCGCGGUGGCUCCGCCAACGUGCACCUUGCGCCCGAGCACCAAGCCCACAAGAAGCAGGCCGACGCUGCGCCGCACCCCGAAUCGGCCCAACAGACUAGUCUGGCUGAUAAGCUCAAAAGCAAGGUUAUGGGCGUUUUCAAGAAGUAGGCGAGGACGCCUGAGACCAUUGGUGGGGCGUGGUGGGUUUGGUUUGUGUGCGAAGAUAUCUCCAAGGAGGGGAUUGGCGAAGAACUAGAUUGAUGGUGGUAGUGAUGUUGUGACAGGCGAUGCGGUAUGAGCCCCGAGAGGCAUCGUCGUGGCCUUUUGACUUCGUUUGAUCUAAUACUCGCCAGUAUAAAAAUUGCUGGCGUAGAUGUUUUUACAACGAUAUCCUUCUGUUUUCCCCUUAUCGAGUACAUAUUCACCAUAAGCUCUCUGCUGUCGCUGUGUAGCCCUGCACCGGAGGAUUGAGGCUGCUUGUGAAUUCACACCACGUUGCAAACUCAAGGAUGGGCAUCCAGAGGGCAAUAGCUAGAUGAGGCAAACCACAUUAAUGAAAAACUGAUUUUGAGG